Rubroshorea leprosula is the source of this 2476-nucleotide messenger RNA. Lineage: Eukaryota; Viridiplantae; Streptophyta; Magnoliopsida; Malvales; Dipterocarpaceae. The record is from the annotation of a GenBank genome assembly.
ACCAUCAAUAUUCGUCCUCUUUCCUCUUCGAAAUGUCUAAGUUCUAUGAUAGCCUUAUAGAUGAGUUCCAGUCAUGGUGGUGGGCUGGUUUCGCGGUGGUUCUGGCCUUGUAUUAUGCAUUGCUGAUGACCAAGAAAUCAACAAGAAAGCUGCCGUUGCCACCAGGUCCGCCAGGCCUGCCUCUAUUAGGAAACCUUCCCUUUCUUCAACCUGAUUUAAAUCACUACCUUACUAAAUUGUCUAACACUUAUGGUCCCAUCAUGAGGCUCCAACUGGGCAGAAAGAUUUGUAUUGCCAUAAGCUCCCCUUCGCUCGCCAAAAUAAUCCUAAAAGACGAUGAUGCAAUCUUUGCUAACCAUGAGGUUUUAGCAGCUUCGAAGAUUCUAUUUUAUGGUGGGAUUGAUAUUAUUUUCAGCCCUAAUGGCCCGCAAUGGAGGAAGAUGCGAAAGAUUUUUGCUCAUCAAAUGAUGAGCAAUGCGAGCCUUGAUGCCUGCUAUGCACUUCGCCAACAGGGAGUACGAGAAAUGGUGAAGGAUGUGCAUAGCAAGGCCGGUUCCCCCAUUGAUAUCAGCGAGCAAAUGUUUAUUAUGGUGCUGAAAUUAACGAUGAGCAUGGUAUGGGGUGCUCCGUUGCUUGGGGAGGAAAGGAACAGCAUAGGGCCCGAGUUUAGACGGUUAGUAAAGGAGGUUGUCGAAUUGAUCUCAACGCCCAAUAUAUCUGAUUUUUUCCCAGUCUUGGCUCCAUUUGAUCUUCAAGGAAUCGAGUCAAAAAUGAAGAAGAUUUUUCUUUGGUUGGAUCAGAUGUUUGAAUCAUCAUGGUGGUGGGCUGGUUUUGCGGUGUUUCUGGCCUGCUAUUAUGCAUGGCUGAUCACCAAGAAAUCAGUAAGAACGCCUCCGUUGCCACCAGGUCCGCCAGGCCUGCCUCUGUUAGGAAACCUUCCCUUUCUUCAACCUGAUUUAAAUCACUACCUUACUAAAUUGUCUCAAACUUAUGGUCCCAUCAUGAGGCUCCAACUGGGCAGAAAGAUCUGUAUUGUUGUAAGCUCCCCUUCGCUCGCCAAAAUAAUCCUAAAAGACAACGAUGAAAUCUUUGCUAACCACGAAGUUUUUGCAGCGGCGAGAACCCUAGUUUAUGGUGGGAUUGACAUUACUUUCAGCCCUAAUGGUCCGCAAUGGAAGAAGAUGCGAAGGAUUUUUGUUCAUCAACUGAUGAGCAAUGCGAGCCUUGAUGCCUGCUAUGCACUUCGCCGACAGGAAGUACGAGAAAUGGUGAAGGAUGUGCAUAGCAAGGCCGGUUCCCCCAUUGAUAUCAGCGAGCAAAUGUUUAUUACGACCCUGAACGUAACAAUGAAUAUGGUAUGGGGUGGUCAGUUGCAUUUGGAGGAAAGGAACAGCAUAGGGCCCCAGUUUAGACGGUUAGUAAUGGGGGUUUUUGAAUUGCUGUCAAGAGCCAAUAUCUCUGAUCUUUUCCCUGUCCUGGCUCCAUUCGAUCUUCAAGGAAUCGAGUUGAAAAUGAAGAAGUUGUUUCUGUGGUUUGAUCAGAUGUUUGAAUCAGUCAUAGCAGGCCGAAUGAAGGAAAACGAUAAGGUUAAAAACAAGGAUUUGCUGCAGUUCUUGUUAGGAUUGAAGCAUCAAGGCGACGAAGGGAGUACUCCAUGUUUAUGCAUAGAUGAAAUUAAAGCAUUGUUUAUGGACACUUUAUUUGCCGCUUUGGAAACUUCAUCGACCAUGGUGGAGUGGGCCAUGACAGAAUUGCUACGACAUCCAGCAAAAAUGAGAAGAGCAAGGGAAGAAAUUGAGGAAGUGGUCCAAAACCAGAACAUUGUGGAGGAAUCCCAUUUGCCCAAACUGCUAUAUUUGGAUGCAGUCAUAAAAGAGGCACUUCGACUUUAUCCAGUGGCUCCCUUCCUAGUGCCCCGCAACCCCAGCAAGGAUUGCUGUGUGGCCGGAUACACGAUCCCUCAGGGCUCCAGAAUCAUGAUUAAUUUAUGGACAAUUCAAAGGGACCCCGAGGUUUGGGGAAAUCCUUCAGAAUUUGAACCAGAGAGAUUCUUAAAAGAGCCAGAAAGAGGCAAUUUCCAUGGAAACUUUUUCAGUUUUCUUCCUUUUGAGUCUGGGAGAAGAAUCUGUGCGGGACUUCCUCUAGCUGAGAGAAUGAUAAAGUAUGUGUUGGCCACUCUGUUGCACUCUUUUGAAUGGGAAAUACCGGCUGAGGAGAAGCUUGAUGUAUCUGAGAAAGUUGGACUUGUUAUGAAGAAAAAGAACCCUCUUGUUAUCAUACCUAUUCCAAGAUUAGCUACUUUGGAGCAGUACUACUGAGUCUGGGUCCCUGAUGGCAUUUACUUGCUGUCACAAAACUCAUUGCAAAAAAAAGAGAAAUCAGCUAUAGUAAUAUUAUUAUCAUCGGUGUUUGUGUGCACGUAGAUGUACUUGUGAUUGCGAGUGUGUGUGAUUAAGGACAUGAUUACCUUGAUUAU